Abrus precatorius (Indian licorice) is the source of this 702-nucleotide messenger RNA. Its product is annotated as 30S ribosomal protein S11, chloroplastic-like. Bases 1 to 702 code for a protein of 233 amino acids. Gene Ontology annotation, molecular function: protein dimerization activity; mRNA 5'-UTR binding; DNA-directed RNA polymerase activity. The record is from RefSeq and is a predicted model, not a curated record. Gene Ontology annotation, biological process: translation; maturation of SSU-rRNA from tricistronic rRNA transcript (SSU-rRNA, 5.8S rRNA, LSU-rRNA); ribosomal small subunit assembly. Lineage: Eukaryota; Viridiplantae; Streptophyta; Magnoliopsida; Fabales; Fabaceae. Gene Ontology annotation, cellular component: mitochondrial small ribosomal subunit; ribosome. The transcript is spliced from 2 exons.
AUGGCAAAACCUAUACCAAAAAUGGGUUCGCGUAAAAAUGGACGUAUUGGUUCACGUAAGCAUGCUCAUAAAAUACCAAAGGGAGUUAUUCAUGUUCAAGCUAGUUUUAACAAUACUAUUGUGACUGUUACAGAUGUACGUGGUCGGGUUAUUUCUUGGUCCUCCGCCGGUACUUGUGGAUUCAAGGGUACACGAAGGGGUACACCAUUUGUCGCUCAAACCGCAACAGGAAAUGCUAUUCGAACAGUAGCGGAUCAAGGCAUGCAACGAGCAGAAGUCAUGAUAAAAGGCCCCGGUCUCGGAAGAGAUGCGGCAUUAAGAGCUAUUCGUAGAAGUGGUAUACUAUUAAAUUUUAUACGGGAUGUAACCCCUAUGCCACAUAAUGGAUGUAGGUCUCCAAAAAAAAAGACGUGCCAAGCCGAUACAAUAGGCAUUGCAGUGCGAAGAGUUUUGCUAGGAGAAAUAGAGGGAACAUCUAUUACACGUGCAAAAUCGGAGAAAAUACCACAUGAAUAUUCUACCAUAGUAGGUAUUCAAGAAUCAGUACAUGAAAUUUUAAUGAAUUUGAAAGAAAUUGUAUUGAGAAGUAAUCUGUAUGGAACUCAAGACGCAUCUAUUUGUUUCAAAGGUCCUGGAUAUAUAACUGCUCAAGAUUUUUACCAAUGUUCAUCGUUGCAGAAAAAUUCUUAUCCACGGCGUUAA